Molecule: messenger RNA, 1637 nt
Organism: Neopelma chrysocephalum (saffron-crested tyrant-manakin)
Lineage: Eukaryota; Metazoa; Chordata; Aves; Passeriformes; Pipridae
Gene: PINX1
Product: PIN2 (TERF1) interacting telomerase inhibitor 1
Exons: 7
Coding region: 28-1095 (355 amino acids)
Biological process (GO): regulation of ribosome biogenesis
Cellular component (GO): nucleolus
Molecular function (GO): nucleic acid binding; telomerase inhibitor activity
Source: RefSeq, a predicted model, not a curated record
CCCUGUGGAGGGACGAAGGCCCCCAAGAUGGCGAUGCUGGCGGAGCCCCGGAGGAAGCAGAAAUGGUCUGUGGAUCCACGAAACAGCGCUUGGAGUAAAGAUGACUCUAAAUUUGGCCAGAAGAUGCUGGAAAAGAUGGGCUGGUCCAAAGGAAAGGGUCUUGGGGCUCAGGAACAAGGAAAUCCAGAACACAUCAGGGUGAAGGUGAAAAACAACAUGCUGGGAUUAGGAGCAAACAUCAACAACGAGGACAACUGGAUUGCUCAUCAGGAUGACUUCAACCAGCUCCUGGCUGAACUGAAUAGUUGCCAUGGACAGGGUGAAACAGAGCCCUCAGCGAAAAAUCAGAAAAAGACAUUCAGCCUAGAAGAAAAAUCCAAAUCUUCCAAGAAACGUGUCCAUUAUAUGAAGUUUGCCAAAGGUAAGGACCUCUCAUCCUGCAGUGAACAUGAUCUGUCCUGCAUAUUUGGGAGGAGACAGAAGAGUGGGAAGAUACAGGAGGAUAUUACUGAUCCUGAGUCUCAGGAAGACAAGGAGAGGAAGGACUGGCUCUCUGAUCCCGCAGAUGGUUCCAAUACAGUGAAGAGCGUUCUCACCGUGCAGGAAUAUUUUGCCAAGCACAUGGCAAAGCUGAAAGGAUCCCAGAAGGAACCUGAAACAAAGGUGGAUAAUUCCAGCCCAACAGCUGAUGAAGCUUUGGAUCCUGUGGAAGAGCUGGAAACCAAAGUGAAGAAGAAAAAGAAGAAGCAGAAGAGAGAUGAGGAGGCAGAAAGGACAGAGCAUUGCGAGAAACAGCCUGAGACAGGUGGUUUGGAUGGGGAGGAACUGGAUACUCCAUUAAAUGAAUGUCACAGAGGGAAAAAGAAGAAGAAACAUAAAGAGCAGCACGAAGGGGAAAACGCCAGUUGUGAUGAAAAUAGGGGCCAUGGAGAAAUUUAUGUGGGAACAGCUGAUGAGGAGGAUCUCGGUGUAAAGGACCAGGAGGAAAAGCAGAAGAAACGCCAUAAGAAGAAACACAAAAGGCAAAAAGAGGAGGUGGAGGAGUGUGUAGAAGGAGGCCCCAGGAAGAAAAAGAAGCACUGCAAGCACAUUUAACCAUUUCAGAGUCAUGCUGGGGCUCUGAGGUGAAUUAGAGGAGGACUCUGUGUAAGCUUAGCAGCAAAGACAUUGUGUCCCAGGAUAGAACACGGUGCUCCACCUCCAGCUGGGACCACGGCCUGGGUUCAAGUGUCUCUUCCAAAGGAGAACGUGGUGAUGGGCCAACAUGAGCUUCAGUGCCAUGUUAGAAAGGGAUCUAGCACAUGGUUCAGACUGUGAAAGGCAGGGAACUAUUUUCUGCUGCUUCACACUGACUGUGUUUUUCCCAAUCCAGGAAAAAAUAACAAAAAAAGUCACCAAACUACUACCUUUUUUAAUAAAGUUGUUUUCAACUGUGAGAGCCCAGCUCUGCUUCUGGAAACAGGAGGGAGUUUGCAAAGCUGUUUGUAUUUUUGCAAAGUGGUGCCUAAUUUUUUCAUUGAUCUCCUUUUACAACUAAAAUAAAUGUUGUUUCUUCCCAAAAUACUUACCCUGAGUAAAGGUUUACAGCUGAGUGUCAGUACUAGAGGAUGAAAUAAAAAUGCCUCCCUGUGUUUUCA